This is a messenger RNA of Cooperia oncophora, 351 nucleotides long. NCBI's taxonomy places the organism in Eukaryota, Metazoa, Nematoda, Chromadorea, Rhabditida, Trichostrongylidae. The record is from the annotation of a GenBank genome assembly.
AUGGUUCGUACCAAGCAAACCGCUCGUAAACCUACUGGUGGCAAGGCCCCAAGAAAGCAGCCGCUAUCAAGGCCGCUAGCAAGUCAGCAGCGGCUACCGGUGGUAAAGUCGCUUUUCGUGAGAUCGGUCGUUAUCAGAAGUCGACCGAGCUGCUCAUCCGCAAAUUGCCGUCUCCGCGCCCGGUCUGUGAAAUCGAUCAGGAUCUCAAUAGCGCUUACAGUCCGCUCCAAACGCUCAGCAUCAAUGGUUCGUACCAAGCAAACAGCUCGUAAAUCUACUGAUGGUAAGGCCCCACGAAAGCAGCUGGCUAUCAAGGUGCUAGCAAGUCAGCACCGGCUACCGGUGGUGUAA